UAAGGACACGCAAAGCGUGUUGCCAUGAUGUCCCUAAAGCUGAGUGAAUCCAGGGCUUUCUAGGUAAAGGGACGGCUGAAACCUAGGUGAACGUUAGGAGACAUACCUAUCUUGCUACACUGGCGUGUCCCGAUAAAAAUAACUUGGCCCCACCCCACAGCGCCUUUCUUUGGGGGAGGUCACUGAGAGGGGGGGUCCGGGUGGCCAAGGCUUCUCCACCCGCUUCGGAGUUGGGGAGGGGCUUCCAGUGGCCCCACAAAGUGCUGGUGUUCGCUGGGCGGCCGCUAGGGGGCGCGUGGGUCCCCCGCGGAGCCCUCGUGGGCUGGGUGGCGCCCAGCUGCGCCCUCGCGGGUCCUAACGUCCGCAAGCUGCGACCAACGCAGGGGAAGGCAGCCCAGGGCUCGAGCUUGGAGAGCGGACUGCGGUGGGCUGCGGGUACCGGGUCGGUGGGGCCCGGACACCACCCCGUAGGUGGGUGCGGGUUCCUGGCCGUGGGGAGUGGGAAACCCGGUGGCCACUCACUUCCCUUCCGUCGGCCAGGAGGGCUCCAGACGGGGGCUGACGGGUACCCCGGCGGCUGGGGCAGGGGAGCCCUGUGCCUCACAGGAGCUCCGGAAGUCCUCAGAGACACGGCGGGCAGUGAGCAGGACGUGGCCGGCCAGCUGGUAGCGCACACGGACCGCUCCUGAGGGUGCACCAUGCCGCCGGCCGCGGCACCCAGCUUGGUCUCCCUCCGAGAGCUGGCCGACCUCUCCAUCGGCACCCCCGAGGUGGGUGCCGUCAACUUCACGGCCCUGCACACACUCCUCGUGGCCAUGCUCAAGAACCUCAAUCUGCAGGACACACAGAUCGAUUUCCACUCGCCAUUGCCCGAGCAGAGCCGUGUCUUUGAGUCUUCCGGGUCCGCACCCAGUGUCCCGCACCAGGCUGACCCCGAAGAGAAGCCAAGGAGCAGCAGCGUGAGCAAGACUACGCAGCAGAUGCUGGAGAACCAGGUGACGGACCUGGGCGGACAGGUCCAGGACCUCAGCAAGCAGCUCAAGACCAUGGAGAGCCAGAUGCAGGGCAUCGUGACCCACGUGCAGCACAUCACCACCCAGGCUGGCCAGCCUGGCCUGGACACCCAGGAACCGCCAGUGGAGGAGACAGCCUUGCUGAUGCCAGAAAGGAUGCGCACAGGGUCGAUGAAAGCUGUGAAGGAUCACAAGGUGGUCAGCGCCACCCAGGCCAUAGAGCUGCACCAGGAUGUCAUGAAAGAUGUGAAAACCCUAAAAGACCAGCAAAAGGCACAGCACCCUGAAUUGAGCCUCCAGGUAAGGCAGGACCCCAUCUCAGGGAAUCCACAUGCCUUCCUUUUGUGUGUGUGCACAUGUCUGUGUCUGCGUACCUGUAUGUGCACAUGUGUCUGCAUGUGUAGGGGCCACCAGAGAAGCCACUUUGAUCCUCCAUCUCUGAAUUUCUUCCAGAAAGCCUUCCAACGGAUUGAUGAACUAGAGAAGCUCCUUGGAGACCAGGAGGAUUGCAUGAAAGCCUUCCAACGGAUUGAUGAACUAGAGAAGCUCCUUGGAGACCAGGAGAAUUGCAUGAAAGCCUCCCAACGGAUUGAUGAACUAGAGAAGCUCCUCAGAGACCAGGAGGAUUACAUGGAAACAGUGAGCCGGAAGCUGAGUUUGAUACCUGCUGGAGAAGACAUCACCAUGGUCACCUGGGAGGAGUUGGAGCAAGCAAUUACUGAUGACUGGAGGGCCUCACAAGCGGUGAACAGUUGGGGGGGUACUGGGAGUGGUCUCAGGUGGUGCUCCCCCAAACUUCUCCCUUUUUUCUACUGCACAGUAUUCUGUUCUGUGAAUGCUCAUAAUUUUGUAUUUCCUAUUUUGGAUAUUUUUAAUGUGUUUUAUGUGGAUGUUCAAAAUUUUCCUACUUCGGGUAUUUUUUUUGUUGUUUUUUUCCAGUCUUAUACCAUGCUCCAAUGUGACAUUCACAAGUAUGAACAUACCUUUAGGGUAAAUUCACUGACUUCUUUCCUCCUCUUCACCCAGGGCCUGGAGUCCCCAACAGCAGGGCUUCCGAAGCACAAAGGGCAGGCUUCCUUUACGUCAAAUGGUGCGGCCCACAGUGGAGUCCCCACCAAACACCCGAGUAUUGGCCAGGCUCCAGAUUCUGCCAGUGGUUUGGGCUCAGGUCGGGCCUUGUUAGGCAACAGAGGCACUGGAUACCCCUCGGAAGGGAUUACGAGCAGGGAACGGAGCAGGGUGACCUCUGCUACUGGGUUUCCAGAUAAAGAGCAGCAUCUAAGGGCCGGUGAUGAAGCGGGCCUGGCAGAGCCCCAUCACCCCCCCGUGUCCCAAUUCAAAAUAGAGUCCGAUCGUCUCAGGACUAGCUUACCUCCGCAUCUGAGAAGAGAUGACCGAGAUGCACACCCUGGCCCUGAACAACAGGACUUACCCUCGGCCAGAGACGGGCAUCUCCACGCGUACCCAGAUCAGCAUGGGGGGCUGCCCGUUAGCCAGGGUCAUAUCUAUCAGCAUAGAUCAGGCCCAGCUGGCAUGGAUCCGCUUUCACUGCUCCAUCCUAGCGCUCACCCACAGGGUGUGGUACCCUUCAGCAUGGGUCGGCUUGGUGUGGUGCCACCUGGAAUGGACGAGCAGGGAUUGGUAGUACCUGGCGUGAGUCAGCGUGUGGUGCCACCAUUGGUACCUGGCAGAGAUCAGCAAGGAUUAGAACUACCUAGUCCAGAUCAGUCUUCUGUGGUUCCACUCAGCACAUAUCAGCAUGGCAUGAUACUUCCUGGCACAGAUCAACGUGGUAUGGAACAGCCUGGGACAGAUGACAGUGACAUGGGACCACUUGGCAUGGAUCAGCAUAGAUUUGUAAUGUUUGGCACAGAUCAGCAAGGACUCGUACCUUCUGAUGUAGACCAACAUGGAUUGGUUCUACCUUUUACAGAUCAGCAUGGUUUGGUAUCGCCUGGCUUAGUGCAAGUUGCUACAGUUCAGCAAGGUUUUGUGCAGCCCAGUUUGGAGACAUCUGGCUUCAUACAACCUGGUACAGAGCAGCAUGUGAUCCAGCCUGGCCCAGAUCAGCCUGCUUUGGUCCAGCCUGGUACAGGUCAGCAUGGUUUGGUCCAGCCUGGCCCAGGUCAGCCUGCUUUGGUCCAGCCUGGAAUAGAUCAGCUUGGUUUGAGGCAACCUGGUACAGAUUUACGAGAUUUGAUAUUGCCAGGCACAGAGCUUCGUGGCCUUCCAACAUUCCACACAGGUUCUCGAAGUUUUAUAUCACCUCGCCCAUAUCAGCAUGGAAUGGUACCUUCUGGCAGAGAUCAACAUGGCCAGGUACCACCACUCCUAGCCAGUCAAGAUUUGGCAUCACCAGGCAUAGACCAAGAGGGUUUGGUACCACCAGAAAUUCAUCAGCAAGGUCUGAUGCAUCUUGGCACAGCCCGGGAUGGCCCAACACCAUCAAGCACAAGUGUGGGAUCUGCACACCCAGAUGAACAGCAUUUGCUGUCACAUGGCCCAGAUCAGCGUGGCCGUGCAUACCCGGUAUUAGACUCCCGCGAUGUAAUGUAUCCUGGCCCUCGUGGCCCAGGGUACCCAGGUGUAGAUCAGUACAUCCGGGUAGGUUCGGAUCCAAAUCAAAUACAUACAGCAGACCAACCUGGGAUUUCUGUCCAAACCACCGCAAGCCAAGAGGCUACCAUUUCCAGGAAUGAAGACUACCUUAGCAGUCUCUACCAAGUCUCACCAGGAAAGAGUGGCACCCAGAGAGAGAGACGUGCAUCCCCGGAUAAACUGGCUUCUAGCUUCCCAAUGGCAGUGGAAGCAUUUCGUCUGAUGGGAAAGCUCAUCGGUCUCUAUAUGGAGCUAAAGAAGAACACGGAAAAUCUGGAUGAGGAGCAAGCUGGCCAGACCGACUUGGAGAAGAUUCAGUACCUGCUCACACUGAUGGUCAAAAAGACCAUACCCCCCGACCUACAGGAGCAGCUCAACACCUUAAAGACCUUGACCGCAGAAGUUCAGCAGGAUAAAGCCAAACUGGACAAGGUGCAGAGGGUCCUGGAGGGCGAAGGGGAGCGAGGAAAGGGGGAAGAGAUGAAAGGUGGCCAGCUGAGCUUGCAGCUGGGCUCCCUCAGAGUCGCCGUGGCUGACAUUGAGAAGGAACUGGCUGAGCUGAGGGAGAGUCAAGAGCGGGGAAAGGUCAGCGUGGAACGUUCCGUCUCUGAAGCCUCCCUCUACCUGCAGGAGCAGUUAGACAAGCUCAGGACGAUCAUCGAGAACAUGCUGGCCUCAUCUUCCACGUUGCUGUCCAUGAGCAUGGCCCCACACAAGGCCCCGACCACCUUAGCACCUGGCCAGAUUGACCCAGAGGCCACCUGCCCAGCAUGCAGCCUGGACCUGAGCCACCAGGUCAGCACACUGGUGCAGCGCUAUGAGCAGCUCCAGGACAUGGUCAGCAGUCUGGCUGUCUCCCGGCCCUCCAAGAAAGCCAAGCUCCAGAGCCAGGAUGAAGAGCUACUGGGCCACGUGCAGAACGCCAUCCUGCAGGUGCAGGGCAACUGCGAGAAGCUCAACAUCACCACCAGCAACCUCAUCGAGGACCAUCGGCAAAAGCAGAAGGACAUUGACGUGCUGUACCAGGGCCUAGAGAAGCUCCAGAAGGAAAAGGCCAACAAGGAACACUUGGCGAUGGAGAUCGACGUGAAAGCCGACAAGAGUGCCCUGGCAGCCAAAGUGAGCCGUGUCCAGUUUGAUGCCGCCACCGAGCAGCUGAACCACAUGAUGCAGGAGCUGGUGGCCAAGAUGAGCGGGCAGGAGCAGGACUGGCAGAAGAUGCUGGACAAGCUCCUGACAGAAAUGGACAGCAAGCUGGACCGCCUGGAGCUGGACCCAGUGAAGCGGUUGCUGGAGGAUCGGUGGGAGUCCUUGCGGCAGCAGCUCAGAGAGCGCUCUCCAUUCUACCAGGCGGACGAGGCGGCCGCCAUGCGGAGGCAGCUCUUGGCGCAUUUCCACUGCCUCUCCUGUGACCGUCCCUUGGAGACACCUGUGACUGGAGAAAUCAUCCCUGUGACUCCUGUGGGCCCGGGCCUGCCCGGGCACCGCUCCGUCCGCCCCUACACAGUCUUUGAACUGGAGCAGGUCCGGCAGCAGAGCCGCAACCUGAAGCUGGGCAGUGCCGCCUUCCCUCGGGGCGACCUGGCGCAGGUGGAGCGGAGUGUGGGGCGCCUGCACACCAUGCACUCCAGGAUGCUGAUGGACAUCGAGAAGGUGCAGAUCCACUUCGGAGGCUCAGUCAAGGCCAGCAGCCAGAUGAUCCGAGAGCUGCUGCAGGCCCAGUGCCUCAGCUCCCCCUGCUACAAACGGGUGCCCGACACAGCGGAUUACACCUACUCCACCGUGCCUCGGCGCUGCGGAGGCAGCCACACCCUCGCCCAGCCCCACCACCAUGGCCGCCUGCAGCACCCGGCCCAGGGCCUGUACCCCAUGGAAGAGAUCCGGAUCGCCAUGAAGCAUGAUGAAGUGGAUAUCUUGGGCAUGGAUGGACACAUUUACAAGGGACGGAUGGACACAAGGUUGCCAGACAUCCUGAGCAAAGACACCACAGGGAUUACAAGGCCCAAGACCAAGCAGUCCCAGCCCCACGUGCACCAGCUGCGGUCCCUCAGUAACAACAGCCAACUGCCCUCCCGGCCCCAGAGUGCCCAGAUGCUGGCUGGCAACAACUCAGCAACUUCUCGUCAACGGAGAGAGAGACCGGUUUCCUCUGAGGUGCGCCUCUCCCAGCCGAAUGUGGCCCACCCACCCAGUCCCAGUGAGGUGGCACACCUGCCAGCAGGGCUGGGGAUGCACAUGGACAUGCCAUCUGGAGAAGGGCUUGAGGAGCCCACCCGGGGGCCGCGGUCCACCACUGCUCACCGAGGAGAGCCGUAAAUAAAAUGUUUCUCGGGUCCCGG
This is a messenger RNA of Manis pentadactyla (Chinese pangolin), 5950 nucleotides long. RefSeq names its product glutamine rich 2 (gene QRICH2). The coding region runs from base 699 to 5927 and encodes 1742 amino acids. The transcript has 22 exons. The record is from RefSeq and is a predicted model, not a curated record. Lineage: Eukaryota; Metazoa; Chordata; Mammalia; Pholidota; Manidae.